This is a messenger RNA of Opisthorchis viverrini, 1227 nucleotides long. RefSeq lists its product as hypothetical. Gene Ontology annotation, molecular function: serine-type endopeptidase inhibitor activity. Lineage: Eukaryota; Metazoa; Platyhelminthes; Trematoda; Opisthorchiida; Opisthorchiidae. The transcript has 6 exons. The record is from RefSeq and is a predicted model, not a curated record. The coding region runs from base 1 to 1227 and encodes 408 amino acids.
AUGGCCUUCGGAACCAACUAUAAAAGUAUGGAACCAGCAUGCCAUCUAACAAGACUAGCCCAAGGUUCCAAAGAAAUGGCAAACGAAAUGGAGCUGUAUACCAGCAUGUCUCAAUUUUCGUCUGACAUGUAUAGCCAGGUUUUGGCGGCUCAACCAAUGGAGGCGCAAAAUGUAUUCAUGUCCCCUCUCAGCGUCUUCGUAGCAUUGUUAAUGACGUUGGUUGGUGCUGGAGGCCAAACGCGACUGGAAUUGCGGCAGAGCUUGCAUAUCCCACGAGAAUUAGAAGACGACGAAGUGCACAGUUUGUUUGGAUCAGUGUUGAAGAACCAGUUAAUGCAGUCAGACGAUGUCAAUGCGUCCCUGGCAAACCGAUUGUUUAUACUUCAAAGUAUAACGGUGCUCGAUGAUUUCAUGGAUAAACUGAAAAAUAGUUACACUGCGGAGGCAGAGAUGAUGAAAGAUUAUGCCGACAUGGAGGCAAGGCGACAGCGAAUUAACCAAUGGGUUUCUGAUAAUACAAAUUCAAAGAUACCGGAACUUCUCGCCGAAGGUGUACUAUCGGACAACAGCGUAAUGGCGCUUGUGAACGCAGUGUACUUUAAAGGCUUAUGGAAGUACCAAUUUGACAAAGAGACAACUAAGAACGGAUCGUUCCACUUAUUGGAUGGAAACGCAGUUGAAGUGCCCAUGAUGGCGAUGACCGAACGCUUUCCGUAUGAGGACCUACCUGAUAUGGAUGCUGUAGCUGUAAAGCUCCCAUUUGGUAACAGUACAUGGGAACUGUUGGUCGUGCUACCAAACCAAAAAGAUGGUCUUCAAAACUUGACGAUGCAUUUUCACGCCAAUGAUACGUUGGAAGCGUUGCUGGCGAAACCGUUCUUGCCAAAUAUAUUGGACAUUAGUCUUCCACGGUUCAAGCUAUCCGAACUAAACCCGUUGGAUAUGAAAACGCUGUUACAGAAUUUGGGGCUUGAGUCUUUGUUUAGUCAAUCAGCGGAUCUCUCAAAACUUUCUCCUGAUGGGAAUAUAUUUAUCUCGGAAUUUGUGCACAAAGCAAUAAUUGAAGUUAACGAGGAAGGUGCCGAGGCUACAGCCGGAUCGGGCGUCAUCGGUGGCAGAUCAAGGCCCAUCGAAUUCCAUGUUGACCACCCGUUCGUCAUGGCACUGGUUUACAAUUCUACUCUUCCUGCUUUUAUUGGACACGUUGCCAAUCCUGAACUCCUCUAA